CCCUAAAUAGGGUUGAUGAUGAUGAGGCGGGGCGGGGGUCUCACCGUCCCCGUCGGCCGGUGCCCAGGGCGGAGCCUGCAGCAGCAGCAGCAGCCAUGGAGGAGGAGGAGGAGGAGGAGCGGACCCCGCAGCCCCCCGACCACGGCCGCCGGGAGACGCCCCACGGGACCCCCGACGACGACGCCCCCCCCAGCCCGUCGCCCUCGGUCGCCGUGCUGAAGGCCGUCCGCCAGCUGGGAGGAGGCGCCCACCCCGCCGACAGGCCGGACGACGGCACCCGCAACAAAGAUGCCCCCCGGCCCCGGGGUCCCCGCCGAAGACGCUGCCGCAGCCCCCGGACCGAGCCCGCCCCGGGCGGAGAGGGCCAGGCCGACCCCACCGCGGUCAUCGGCUUGGCCGCCGGCGGCCUCCUAGCCGGACUGGUGGGCGUCCUGGAGUGCCCCGAGGCCUGGGUCCCGGCCCGGCUGGAAGCCCUCACCCUGGACGGGGACGAGGCCGGGGAGGAGCUGGAGCUGGUGGCUGAGGUGCGCAUGGGGGACGGAGGAGGGCUGCUGUCGGCCGCCCGCCUGCUGCCCCGGGCCCGCCCGUGGAGGUCCAGGAAGACAGGCUUCCCGUCCACCCCCUGCCACCGCCACCGGACGCUGCCGCCGCACCCCCUGGUGAUGCUGGGCACCGGGGAGCAGGGGGUGGCCGGAGGGGGCUGCCCCCCGGAAAGCCAGCGCCCGGCCCCGCCCUUGGAAAAGGCCGACUCCUCCUCUUCUUCCUCCUCCUCCUCCUCCUCCUCCUCCUCUUCUUCCGCCUCCUCGGCCUCCUCUUCGGCCUCCCCGUCCCAGCGGCCGCCCCCGCCCCCCCACGCCCAGGACAUCUACGACCCUUUCCACCCCACGGACGAGGCCUACUCGCCGGGGAAGGAGCCGCCCACCCAGAAGUACGACCCGUUCGAGCCCACCGGCUCCAACCCCAGCUCCUCCGCCGGCAGCCCCUCCCCGGGUGAAGACGAGGAGGAGGAGGAGGAGGAGGAGGAAGAGGAAGAAGAAGAGGAGGAGGACGAGGAGGAAGAGGAGGAGGAGGAGGAGGAAGAAGAGGAGGAGGAAGGGGAGCGGUUAGCGCACAGCAUCAGCCGCAUCUCGGAGACCCUCGCCGGCAUCUACGACGACAACAGCCUGAGCCAGGACUUCCCGGGGGCCGAGAGCCCCGGCCGGGCCGCCGCCGCCGCCGCCGCCGAUGACCCCCCGGAGCCCGCACCCCCCGGCCCCGAGCCCCGAGCCGACUCCACCCGGGCGGACGCCCCGCCUCGGCGCCGGGUCUUCGUGGUCGGGGCGGAGGCCGAGGUGGCGGCGGAGGGCAAGGUGGCGCUGGAGGUGGUGGCGGCGGGGGUGCCUUACCCGGUCCGUCCGGCCCGGGACGACUCGGAGAUCGAGGAGGGGGAGAUCGUGCAGCCCGAGGACGAGCGCCACAGCCCCGUCCGCCUCUUCCGGGCCGGGGCGGCCCGCCCCCGGCCCCCCGCCUCCGGGCCCCCGCCCCCGCCGCCGCCGCCGCCCCCGCCUCGGGGGCCCGAGGGGGACGACUUCCUGUCGCUCCACGCCGAGUCGGACGGCGAGGGGGCCCUGCAGGUGGACCUGGGCGACGGGCAGGAGUCCCGUUGGGGCGGCCUGGACCUGCGCCGUAAGAUCCUGACCCAGCGGCGGGAGCGCUACCGCCAGCGCUCGGCCUCGCCCGCCCCUGCCGCCGCCGCCGCCGCCGCGAAGACCAAGCGGGAGCACAAGCGGAGCGGCCGCGGCAGCCGGAGCCGGGACCCGAAACCGGCCAGGGAGGCGGGGGCCGCGCCCGGCCCUCCGCCGCCGCCGCCGCCGGCGGCACCGUCCUCGCAGACCGCCUGGGACCCCAAGGCCCGCCGCUCCCGCGAACGGCGACCCGCCGCCGGCUCCCGCGCCUCCCGCCAUCGCUCGCGCUCCCCUCGCUCCCCGCGCCUCCGCUCCUGGUCCCCGGCCCCCAGCCCGCGGCGGCGGCGGCGGCGGAGCCGGCGCUCGUCCUCCUCGCGGCGGGAGCGGCGGCGGGCCCGCCACCACGGCGACAAGAAGAAGAAGAAGCGGUCGCGCUCACGGGGGGAGAAGCGGCCGGGGAGCGGCCGCCGGGACCCCGGGCCGGACAAGGCGGCCCGCGGCGAGCGGGAGAAGCGGCGAGGGGACGGGCGGGGCGUGGUGCCCCCGUCCAUCCAGGACCUCACGGACCACGACCUCUUCUCCAUCAAGCGCACCAUCACCGUGGGGCGCGCCGAGAAGCCGGGCCCCCCCCGGGGCCCCCCGCCCGCCGGCGCCGCCCCCGCCGGGGCCAAACGCGAGGUGCUCUACGACUCGGAGGGGCUGAGCUACUCGGACCGGGAGGACCCGGCGGGCAAGGGGAAGGGCGGGGACAAGGAGCGGCGGAGGGGUCACCCGCCCGCCGCGCCCGCCCGGGACAAGGCGGCCAAGAAGGCGGAGGCCGGGGGCAAGGGGCGGGCCGAGCGGGAGAAGGGCGCCAAGAAGGGCAAGGCCGGGGCCGGGGCCGGGGCCGGGCCGGGGCGCCGAGACGGGGCGGGCAAGGCGGGGGCCGGCGGCGGCACCGGCGGCACCGGCGGGGGCCGGAAGGUGAAGCUGCAGUCCAAGGUGGCCGUGCUGGUCCGCGAGGGCGUCAGCAGCACCACGUCCGGCAAGGAGCCGCCCGGCUCCAUCGGGGUCAAGUUCAGCCGCGACCGCGAGAGCCGCUCGCCCUUCCUCAAGCCCGAGGAGAAGCCGGAGCCGCCCCGGCCGGAGGCCGCCAAGCCCGCCGGCCCCGCCAAGGCCAAGAAGGUCAAGGCCAAGGCCAAGGCCGGCCUCAAGAAGGCCAAGGCCGCCAAGGGCAAGGCCCCCGCGGAGGCCAAGCGCAAGAAGAAGGCCAAGCCCAAGGGCGCCACGCUGAAGAAGUCCAAGGCCGACAGCUGCAGCCAGGGGGGCCCCCAGGGGCCCGGCGCGGGCGAGGAGCCCUCCUGGUCCGGCUCCGAGCGGUCGGCCAAGCCGCCCAGCCCGCCCCAGGCCAAGCCGGCCGCCCCGCCCGCCCCCGCCCUCACCCCGGACUCCCAGACCGUCGACAGCAGCUGCAAGACGCCCGACGUGUCCUUCCUGCCCGAGGAGCCCCCGGCCGAGCCCCCCAGCACCACCAGCGCCGCGCCCGGCGCCGGCGGGGGCGGGCCCCCGGACCCCGGGGCCGAGGAGGGCGGGGGAGCCGCGCGGGCCCCCCUCCUCUCGCCGCCCGCGCCCCAGUUGCCCUGGAACCUGCAGGCCGGCGUGGACUGCACCGCCAGCGGCGUGCUGGCCUUGACCGCGCUGCUCUUCAAGAUGGAGGAGGCCAACCUGGCCAGCAGAGCCAAAGCCCAGGAACUGACCCAGACCGCGAACCCGGGGCGCGGCGGGGGGCCGGAGCGCCCCGCCGCCGGAGGUUGGUGGGCCGCCCGCUCCUCGGCCUUUCCCCGGCCUCCCCUCCCCCAGAGUCUGAGCCACGCGAAGCCGUCCGCAUCCCAGGCUACGCCUCCCCCCUCGUCGGCCGGGCCCCCGCACCCGGCUCCUCCCGGCUACUUGCACCACGGGGGGCUGCCCCUGGGAGGGGCCACCCCCCCCACCCCUCCCGGCCUGGCCGGGCCCCCCGGACCUCUUUUCGGCCCCGAGACCGGCAAGCGCGAGGGCAGCAGCAGCUCCGACGGGCACAUGGACACCGAUAAGUACCUAAAGAAGCUGCACACCCAGGAACGGGCGGUGGAGGAGGUGAAGCUGGCCAUCAAGCCCUAUUACCAGAAGAAAGACAUCACCAAGGACGAGUACAAGGACAUUCUGCGGAAAGCCGUGCACAAGAUCUGCCACAGCAAGAGCGGGGAGAUCAACCCGGUCAAAGUGGGCAACAUGGUCCGAGCCUACGUCCAGCGCUACCGCUACUUCCGCAAGCACGGCCGCAAGCUGGGCGGGGAACCCGGGGCGCGGGCCCCUCCCCCGGUCCCGCCUGACCAGGGCCCCCCCGCCCUCCCCAUCCCCCCCUUGUGA
Molecule: messenger RNA, 4049 nt
Organism: Tachyglossus aculeatus (Australian echidna)
Lineage: Eukaryota; Metazoa; Chordata; Mammalia; Monotremata; Tachyglossidae
Gene: SCAF1
Product: SR-related CTD associated factor 1
Molecular function (GO): RNA polymerase II C-terminal domain binding
Source: RefSeq, a predicted model, not a curated record